AUGACGGAGAUGCAGAGUGCUGUACUCCGAUCUCUGGGUGCGCAGCUGGAGAAAUCCUCGGAGUCGCAGUUUGAGAAGCCGGUGACCAGCUUCAGCUACCACACGCUUGGCUCCCUUGAUGAGGAGCUGUCUAUCCUCCCCAUUUCCCGGUCGCAGAUUGGGGCGCACGCCCCACAUUCAGAUGACCUGCCAGGGAUGAUCCGAGAUGAGACGCACCUUCAAUUACCGAAGCCGAACAGGGGCUCCAGGAUGCAAACGAUGAGCCAAGAGUCUCAGGCGCAGAUCCUGAAGUCCCAUUCGAACCUCUCGCCAGUCGUGGAUGCGGACCAGCAGAACCGGAGCAUGAGGUUGCUGGCCGACUAUCCAUGGCUCCUUUACCUCUUGAUCUUGAUCCCCACGCUGGCCCAGCUCGUGACCAUGUUAGUCCUGGCUACAACCGGGAUAACUCGCACAGCAACGUAUAGCUUGAACUUGGUCUGCAAUUCCCUCUACGCCUGCCUCGCUGUGGGUUCCGUUUUCCUUCUUGGGAAGGCGCUGCGAUCCUCGGACUUUCACCUGGCCACCAGCAGGCUUCACCUCUUCGUGGCAGACUUCAAGCUGCGGUGGAGCGAGGUGUCAGGCCAGGAAUGGCGAAAGUAUGCGCUCGCCUGGUGCGUCAUGGUGCUGUUCGCACUGGUGAGCCAGAUUCUUCAAGCAUGGAUCGUCGAGGCGGAUAGCAGCGUCGCGGAAGAUUCCACGAAGGUUGUCAAGCACGUCAUCGAAGGACUGUCUUUUGUGAGCUUUGCCACCUCCAGCGCCGUCGUAAUGUUGGCCGCUUAUCUCCAAUCUCACCUCCUCCUGGGCCUGGACAAGAGCUUAGACUGCUGGUGCUGCCAGGUCGUGAACUCCAUGGACUUUGCCCCUGCAGUCCAGAGCUGGAACGCCAUGCAGGCACUGCUCAAGUGCAUCUCGCGAGAGCUCGCGUCGAGCUUCCUUUCCCUGCAAAUCUUGUCCUCCCUGGGUUUUGUGUAUUUCCUAGCCACCAGCGUGACCUGGGUUUUUCGCGAGGACCCUCACAUCCUCCACACGGUGGUGGAGAGCCUUGCAUCCCUUCCGCUGGUCUGGCUUUUCCUUCUCGGCAUGCGCGUGUGUAUGCACGGAGCCGACCUGACCGAAAAAUGUCGGGCCAUACCAGCAUUUGUGAACCAGAUUCCAACGAAUCUGGAUGUAGACCUGGACCGACAGUACCUUGUCACCUUCAUCGCGGACAGCUCCGCCGGCUUCGCGGUAAAGGAUGUGAAGCUGACGCAGGAGCUGUUCAUGAAGCAGAUGUUUGUCUUUGCGGGACUGUUGUCCGGCUUGGUGAGUGUUUUCUCCAGGCUGCAUUUUUGA
Messenger RNA from Symbiodinium sp. CCMP2456, 1371 nucleotides. The record is from the annotation of a GenBank genome assembly. NCBI's taxonomy places the organism in Eukaryota, Dinophyceae, Suessiales, Symbiodiniaceae.